AUGUCAAACACACUAUCGAGUUCUCUGGCUGAGGCGAAGCUAGUUCCCGGCGCGGCAGCUAGUCUAAUCCCCGAGGGUUUCAAGCCCAGCGUCAACCUGCAUGUCUCGUUUGACGGCAAGGACGUUCAGUUAGGGAACUUAUUUCGUGCGACCGAGUGCAAGCGCUCACCCAGUAUCUUGUUUGAUCAAGAGGCUGAUGCGCCGGGUGAUGCUACAUACAUGCUUCUUCUCGUUGAUCCUGAUGCGCCGACACCCGAUGACCCCAAGUUUGCCUUUUGGCGGCACUGGGUUCUCCCCGGCUUGAGACCCUUGGGAAGCGCCGAUGCUGUUGCCCAAAUUCAACCUGCGCUGACAGAAUAUCUGGGACCCGGCCCCAAGGAUGACUCAAAGCCUCACAGAUACUUACUCCUCCUCUACCGCCAACCUUCCAACCUUGAUCUGACAAAGGAUGAUGUUGGAGGUGAAGAGUUUACGCAAAGACGGUCUUUCGACACCGCCAAGUUUGUCGAAAAGUAUGAUCUGCAACUGGUGGGCGUGAACUGGUUCCUCGGUGCCGGAGAUGGCUGGAAAGAGUAA
Messenger RNA from Fusarium pseudograminearum CS3096, 576 nucleotides. RefSeq lists its product as uncharacterized. Gene Ontology annotation, molecular function: phospholipid binding; peptidase inhibitor activity. The coding region runs from base 1 to 576 and encodes 191 amino acids. Gene Ontology annotation, biological process: regulation of Ras protein signal transduction; regulation of proteolysis. The record is from RefSeq and is a predicted model, not a curated record. The transcript has 3 exons. Lineage: Eukaryota; Fungi; Ascomycota; Sordariomycetes; Hypocreales; Nectriaceae.